AGAUGCGCCAUUCCUGACGCGCUCGUAGUAACCAGCAUACGAGCAAGACUCUGUGGCGCGUCAAUGCGCUUCUCAGUGAUAUGCUCGCGCCAUGUGGCGCGAAGAUCACUGCUCGCAAUGGAGGAGACGAUUGCUUCCCGGAAAGGUGCUCGCGGUCAUCCCGCAGAAGCGUAGACCUUCAGCUCAUCCACAGAGGGUUUAUACGAUAAUCUGUUGCGAUGUCGCACGUCAAUCUCCUGGACUGGUCGCUGGUGGCUGGAUAUGGGUAAUCCGUUGUGGGAUCCCAGGCGCCUGUUGCCUUUUGCUGCUGAUGGAUUUUGGAGAGUCAUAUCCCGCCCUAUUCUGACCACGAUAUACAGGACACCGUUUGGAAAACAUUCCCGAGACGAUCAACUUUCCUG
Messenger RNA from Schizophyllum commune H4-8, 401 nucleotides. RefSeq lists its product as uncharacterized. Lineage: Eukaryota; Fungi; Basidiomycota; Agaricomycetes; Agaricales; Schizophyllaceae. The transcript is spliced from 2 exons. Bases 92 to 346 code for a protein of 84 amino acids. The record is from RefSeq and is a predicted model, not a curated record.